AUGGACAAUGCGCUCGUCACCCACCCGCAGACCCCACAAGAAGCGAGCGCAUGGUACCGUGAGAGCUUAGGCAACGACGCAUCGGGAGCGAAGCGAGCGCAGGCGGGGAGUAUGGAGGGGGUGCAGUCGACGGCGCAGUCGCAGGCGGGUGGUGCGCAGAUGGAUGGCAAGCCGAGCUGGUCGCAGCAGCAACCAAGUGCGAACGGUGCACCGGCGGCGCAGGCGUCGCUGUCCAUGCCGCAGCAGGUGAACGGGCAGGCUGUUGGUAGUAAUGGCGCGGACGCGCAGACGGGUGGUGACGCGGGAGCGAAGAACGGCUUGACGGUUGCAGGAAGCGGCAUUGUGCCAGUCCUGCAAAACAUCGUCGCAACGGUCAAUCUCGACUGCCGCCUCGACCUCAAGACCAUCGCCCUGCACGCGCGCAACGCCGAGUACAACCCCAAGCGGUUCGCGGCCGUCAUCAUGCGCAUCCGCGAGCCGAAAACCACGGCGCUGAUCUUCGCGUCCGGCAAAAUGGUCGUCACUGGCGCCAAGUCCGAGGAUGACAGCAAGCUUGCUAGCCGCAAGUACGCGCGCAUCAUCCAGAAGCUGGGCUUCAACGCCAAGUUCACGGACUUCAAGAUCCAGAACAUCGUCGGCUCGUGCGACAUCAAGUUCCCGAUCCGUCUCGAAGGCCUGGCCAGCCGGCAUCACAUGUUCAGCUCCUACGAGCCCGAACUCUUCCCCGGUCUGAUCUACCGGAUGAUGAAGCCCAAGAUCGUGCUGCUCAUCUUCGUCUCUGGCAAGAUUGUCUUGACGGGCGCGAAGGUGCGCGAGGAGAUCUACCAGGCGUUCGAGCUCAUCUACCCCGUCCUCUCGGACUUCCGCAAGACUUGA
Molecule: messenger RNA, 876 nt
Organism: Saxophila tyrrhenica
Lineage: Eukaryota; Fungi; Ascomycota; Dothideomycetes; Mycosphaerellales; Extremaceae
Gene: tbp1
Product: TATA-binding protein (TBP)
Exons: 2
Coding region: 1-876 (291 amino acids)
Biological process (GO): DNA-templated transcription initiation
Molecular function (GO): DNA binding; RNA polymerase II general transcription initiation factor activity
Source: RefSeq, a predicted model, not a curated record